GAUUGCAGGAGUGGAGUUCACAGCCCGCUGCUUCAAUCGAGUGGCGAAGCCCAGCGAAUUGCCACCAGCAGAAAUGCCUCGGCCAGCACUGGCGCACUUCGAACUCUUGUAGCCACCAUGAGUGACAAGGUCAUAUCCCAGUAUGGCUGGUCUAUGGAGCGGGAUGGAUGGCAGCCGCUGUGGGACAUCCAGGAGUCCGUGGGCGUCUUAGCCCUGGACCUGGUUGACAACCGUCUUCUGAUCUUCUACCGUGGAGGCUUUCUGCAGGCGAAGGACAUUCGGACCGGCGGCCAUUGUGGCAGAUGGGCAUUGCCCAGCUCAGACAGAAUCAUCGGUGGCGGAUGUGGAAACAAGGAGACGGACAGCAUGCUGCUGCUGGCCAAAUCACACGGAGGCGCGGCUUCUCAGCUGCUGAGAGCUGAGCUACCCUCCAUGAAGGAUUGCGGCCACCCUGUGCCAUCGCAUGUCCGACUCAGAGGCUAG
Molecule: messenger RNA, 483 nt
Organism: Symbiodinium necroappetens
Lineage: Eukaryota; Dinophyceae; Suessiales; Symbiodiniaceae
Source: the annotation of a GenBank genome assembly